This is a messenger RNA of Oppiella nova, 523 nucleotides long. NCBI's taxonomy places the organism in Eukaryota, Metazoa, Arthropoda, Arachnida, Sarcoptiformes, Oppiidae. The record is from the annotation of a GenBank genome assembly.
AUGAGUGAUCCGUCGCCCACCGACUCCGGGAUCAACGAACCAAACAGUGGACAACUCACUCCCAACACAUCCAACAGCCAAAUGAAUAUCAAUGCGAGAGAUGACGGCGACGGCGACGACGACUUCGAGGUUUGUCUGCAACCAGUCAUGCAUUUGUCGUACCAUUUGCUGAUCCAUUGACUCAUUCAAUAGGAUUUGGACGAGACUUUCACCGAAAGACUGAUGGGUUUGACUGAAAUGUUUCCGCAAUCAGUGAGAAAUGGUUUCGUGUUUGCGACCAAAGGCUCAGUCAAUGGCUUCAAACAGUUGUAUGGAUUCAGUCGUUCGGCUCUUUGGGUUGUGUUCACGUCAUCGGUGGUACUGUUGGCGCCUUUGGCUCUCGAGAUGGAGAGAUCACAGUUGGAUGAGAUGUCUAAACAACAACAGAGACAGAUAUUGUUGGGUCCGUCGGCCGCACUGUCGGGUGGGGGCGGAGGUCACGGGUUGCCAAUGCCUCCCCUCUCACCUCCCGCUAAAUAAUUUG